CUCGUUCAGCCGGCCAAGAUGCCAAAAGGGAAGAAGGCCAAAGGGAAGAAAGUGGCUCCGGCCCCUGCUGUAGUAAAGAAGCAGGAGGCCAAGAAAGUGGUCAAUCCUUUGUUUGAGAAGCGGCCCAAGAACUUUGGCAUUGGUCAGGACAUCCAGCCCAAAAGGGACCUUACUCGUUUUGUCAAAUGGCCUCGGUACAUCAGACUGCAGCGUCAAAGGUCUAUCCUUUAUAAGCGUUUGAAAGUUCCACCGGCAAUUAACCAGUUCACCCAGGCUUUGGAUCGUCAGACAGCUACUCAGCUGCUGAAACUGGCUCAUAAGUAUAGACCUGAGACAAAGCAAGAUAAGAAGCAAAGGCUUUUGGCUCGGGCUGAACAAAAGGCUGCAGGCAAAGGAGAUGUCUCCACUAAGAGACCACCUGUCCUGAGAGCAGGUGUUAACACUGUUACUACCCUGGUAGAAAACAAGAAAGCACAGUUGGUAGUGAUUGCACAUGACGUGGACCCCAUUGAGCUAGUGGUCUUCCUACCUGCCUUGUGCCGAAAAAUGGGGGUUCCUUAUUGUAUUAUCAAAGGUAAAGCCAGACUGGGUCGCUUAGUUCACAGAAAGACCUGCACAAGCAUUGCCUUCACACAGGUUAAUCCUGAAGAUAAGGGAGCCCUGGCUAAGCUGGUAGAAGCCAUCAAAACCAAUUACAAUGACAGAUAUGAUGAGAUCCGUUGUCACUGGGGUGGCAAUGUUCUGGGUCCAAAAUCGGUGGCUUGUAUUGCCAAGCUGGAAAAGGCAAAAGCUAAGGAACUUGCAACCAAAUUGGGUUAAAUGUAUAUUUGAUUUUUCCCUACAUAAAAAUAAAAAUUUAAACAAAA
Molecule: messenger RNA, 866 nt
Organism: Trichosurus vulpecula (common brushtail)
Lineage: Eukaryota; Metazoa; Chordata; Mammalia; Diprotodontia; Phalangeridae
Product: 60S ribosomal protein L7a-like
Exons: 1
Coding region: 19-819 (266 amino acids)
Biological process (GO): ribosome biogenesis
Cellular component (GO): ribonucleoprotein complex
Source: RefSeq, a predicted model, not a curated record